Molecule: messenger RNA, 1149 nt
Organism: Penicillium salamii
Lineage: Eukaryota; Fungi; Ascomycota; Eurotiomycetes; Eurotiales; Aspergillaceae
Source: the annotation of a GenBank genome assembly
AUGGAGCUCCGCCGGUCUCACCGAUCGCGAGGCACUCACGAUAAUCCAGAACCAGAGGCUAAUAUGAGGACCAGGUCCACAAGGCGUACCCGUGCAUCUGCAUCUGCAACAGUCUCAGUUUCUCGAUCGCCUUUGAACCCAGAAGAACCCAAGUCUCUACGUUUGACUGUCAAAAUGCCUUCUAACAAAUUGCGAGAGGCCACAGGCUCUGGCCGAGGCGCUGCGCGGAGGUCGGUCAAUGUGUUCCGGGAAGAUCCCAUUGUGUCAGGACCCCGCUCCAGUCGGAACCGAAAGAAGAUCGUAGAAGUCGAAUCAAGCGAUGAUGAUGACAUCGACGAUCAGGAAGAAGACGAAGUGGAUGAUGAUGAUGUUCAUGAUGACGAUGAAGAUGCUGAUGCUGAUGCCGACGCUGACGCUGAUGGCGACAUCGAUAUGGAUGACACCCCACCUCAACCAGCUAUCAGGCGCGGCAAGGUCGCUCCGACCCGCGCAAAGCCACCCAAGAGUGUGGAGGCCAAGGAAAUGGAGAUGGAAGACGACGAGGAGGAAGAAGAAGAUGAGGAAGAAGAGCCUAUUUCGGACACAGACGAAGACGCCGAGGGUGAGGUUGAUGACCAAGACGAACUCGCAAUUGCCGAUGCCGAUGCCAAUAUCGAUGAUCUCGAUGAUCUCGAUGACGAAGAAUUGGACGGCGACAUGGACAGCGAUGCGUUUGGUGUGCAGGGCGGGAAAACCACCAAGCGCCAGAGAGGGAAUCUUGGAAACGAUUUCUUACAGCUUCCUAUGGAGCCCCAAGUCAAGAAACAUUUGACAGCGGAAGAGCGCCAGAUGCGUCGCGCGGAGAUGGCUCGUCGCAGAAAGAACCUGAGCGAGAAGCGGAAUGAAGAGGAGAAGAUGGACACAAUCAACCGACUUCUCAAGAAGCAGGCUCCUAAGCGGCGUGGUCGAGCUGCGGCCAAUGAAGCUGGUGAUGGCACCCCCGGCCAAGAAACCACCGAGCCCGAGAAAGCCGAUCCCACUCUGGCUCGCUGGACCAGCGGCGCGAACGGUUGCAGCGUGAGUGUUCCAGAGGAAUGGUUGGGAACUCCGACUGGACGUGUGUUUGGCGCGCCCAUUCCUACAACGGGAAAGAUGGUUGAAGAAGUUUGA